AAAGAAAUACGAUCUCUUGACGAACUCCCCACGUGUCCACUUCAAAUUAUGAUUGUAAUGUGCUUCGUUAACGGGCAGAUUUCGGCACUGACAGUAGUAGCAUCGAUGCUGGAUCUUCGGUCGAAAGUACACCACUCUUUUUACCAAAGGAGUUCUCGAUUCCUCCAGUGUAGAUAAAGGAAAGCGUGGCGAUGACCACGAUUGUCCGGUAGCAGCCAAGCUGGUGGCGCCCUGUGUUGGUUGUUUCUUUGGCGUUUAUGCGUCAUUUGUUUUCGCAGCCAGAUGAUUCCUUCCAUUUCACACAGAGUUAGUCUUAGGGCGGUCUUUUCCAGAGGAAGGUGCGCUCCGUCACCGCGUUACCGUGUAGACUGACAAGCCAACAAAAGCACCGUGAGCAAAUGUGUGAGCCAUCUCAUCCUUCUGAUCAAGACACCUCUUCAUGAUCUUUCCAAGCGUGAGGUGAUGCCCCAGCAAUCAGCAUCAUGAGUUACCUCGCCUAUGUGCCACCAGGUUCGUGCUGCCGCCUGGAAACAGCACCAGUAAUUCGAUGGUGAAGGUCGCUGCUGCAGACGUGUUUAAACAGCGUGAGGUGAAGCUGCUGUACACUGCAGUGAAAAUGCUCCUUGAACAACAAAAGCGCAUGUGGACCGAAUCCAAAGUGUGUUGUCGGCGAGCUGGUUCGUCCGUUACCCAACACCAGCCGCCUGGCACAUUUUACUGUCAAAAAAUGGCAAACCCAGGCGGCGAAGAGCUUCGUAUGACUUCACGGCUGAAGAGUUGUUGUUCUCUGCUCUCCUUCCUCUUGCCGAAGCAACGUUAUGCACAAGCGAGCUCAACGAUAUCCCGCUUAUUAGGAACAUUUCACAAUCAAGCUAGCGUACGAAUAAGCCCUUUUUAUCAGCAUUGAGACUGCCUGUGCGUUGUGCAGAGGUAUCCAUGGUCACGCACUUUCUGCUUGAUUCUUCGUGGAUGCGAAGGAACGAGAAUGCGACGAAAGCACGUCCGUAGAAAUAACUAUGUUCACUGGUGACUGCGCAACACAAAAGCAAUCUGUAGAACUGUUCCAUUUGUCUGUUGGUCGGCUGGCUGCUACAUUGGAGUUCCUGUGUCGCUUCCAGAACGGCCCGUAGCCUCUACAUCAGCCGUGACUCCCUUCCUAGCGGAGACGCGGGCGUUCUGGGAAACCCAAAGUUCCUCGAUAACUGUCGUUACCACCAUGCCGACAGCUUCGUUCACGCAUCUCCGUCCACCAUGAAAUGGACGCUUCUGGCGUGGGGCUUGACUGCAUGCACUCAUCAAACGUUCGGGCUGCGACGCAUCUCUCUGUUCGCAUGUUUUGUUGUCACCGACUCGGCUGUGAUAGCUUGCCCAGUCUUCGAAAUACACACAGGCAAGCCAAUGGAGCUCAUUUCCCAUUGUUUGGGUUGUUCGUGAGGAAAAGACCCUUGACACCACGACAUCCACACACGCAGUCUCACCCAAAUACCUGUCAUAAGCUGUGAAAGCGAGCUAUGCUCAGUCGUGUUUUUCGGUAAGGCUACGACAGGGUCAAGGACACCGCUGUCAAUGCUGUGGAACGAAUGGACGCUCCAGCAUUUCAGCUUCUUCAGCCCUUCUCAUCUCUUUUAAAACGACCCCACGUGUACCCAGUGUCCAUUUGCGUGAACUGCUUUCGUUUGGACGUCCAGGAAUCGAAAAACUUCCUGAAAGUUCCCAAGAGGUCAUAUUCUUGGGUUUCUAGGGCAGAGGAAAUGGCUCAGGCCAUCGCUGCGUCGGCUAGGGCGGCGACUGGCUCACUCGCCGGGAAAAAGCAGGGUAAAACCGCUGCGGAGGCAUUCAAGGCGCCAGAUAGUAUAAGCUGGGAGGCGCUCACGGAGUUCGUCUUUCCGAGAAAUCUGAUUCAUCCCAGGGCCCUCGGGCGUUUGUAUAUACUCGGAUUUUAUGGAAACAUCGAUGAGCACGGCAAAAUGAGAGCUGGCCAUUUUGGAAGGCACUCAGUCACGAAUGCUGAGAUUCGGGUCAUGAUGACGGACAUUUACAAAAAAGCUCUCAAACAGAUGUUCGAGAGAACCAGCGAUGGUUCCAUGCACACAGAGGAUCUCCAGGCAAGGGUCGAGAAGGACACCUUUACAGAAACUACGCUAAGGAAGCUGUUGGAGAGUGCUCCUCAGGAUGCGAACGGCAGAAUGAAAUUUGCCGAUAUUCAGCAACUGAUUUUGAAAGACUUCGAUAAACGUGUUCGACGCCACGUUCGCCAAAUACGGUAUGGAAGCUGCGUAGGAGACAAUGGCCGAUCCUCCCGAAGACAGCCACGGGUAAUGUACAAUUCUAAGGCGGCAGAAAUCCUAGAGCAACUGUUCAACAAACGCAAAUUUACAGCGACGGAAGAAUUCACUGCCAGGGAACGCCGACAAAACCGCACGAUGUGUCUCGUGACAGACUCCAUCUCCCACGAAGACGCUCAGUUUGCCGCUAUUAAUGGCAUGCUCAUUAGAGGUUCUGGCAAUACCGACGACCGUUGGGAUCGAUGCUUCGCACUUCGCCGGCAAGGGAUUCCGUCCUAUGUUGACGCAACUCCGUCGGCAACUUGUCACUCCACCAAACACCACGUAGGAACCGGUUAGCGGUUUUCACCAACUUCUAAUGAUAACAAAGGCUGACGGACUCUGACAAUGCCCGCGUUCCUAAAGAGAGGAAUGUGGGAAACAUAGAACUCUCACCGGCACACUUCUAGCGCCUGUCCUGCGGGUCUUGAAGUUAAGCACUAGAAUCGCUGUAAUGUUUCAUCGCCAAAACAUUCUCAAGAGCAUUUUACAAGUCAGGACUGCGCAUGUUUUCUCAAGCCGAUACGAGGAGUAACUCGACAACUUCGUAGACCGCCGGGAUGCUCUGUGCACAAGCUAAUCGCGACCCAGUCCGCCCCUCUUCCUUUCACCAACUUUUCUGAGCUCCUUGUUUUCGAUAUAUCACGUGGAUAAGAGAUGUUGGCCGCUAGCGACACAUGGCCUAAGCUAUAGAUCCUUGAAUCCAGUUCGCACUAUCUGGAUUUGGCGUUUAAUUAGAUAAACACGCGUAAGUCAGCUUUCACAAUACCGACAUCGAUCGCGCUUCCUCGCUGCGGUGCUGCUUUGGGCACGAAGCCAAUCCGCAGUUCAGUCCUGUGCCCUUUACCUCAGAUAACCA
This is a messenger RNA of Toxoplasma gondii ME49, 3183 nucleotides long. RefSeq lists its product as hypothetical. Lineage: Eukaryota; Apicomplexa; Conoidasida; Eucoccidiorida; Sarcocystidae. The record is from RefSeq and is a predicted model, not a curated record. Bases 1581 to 2624 code for a protein of 347 amino acids. The transcript is spliced from 10 exons.